AUGUUAAAAAAUAAAAACUCUUUUUCAGUAAAUAUAAAUAAUAUUAAAUAUAAUUCUAAUAAUAAAAUUGAUAAUCCAUAUUUAUAUGAAGGGGUAAAUGGAUAUGUAGUGUAUAUACAAAAUAUAUUAAUACAUAUUGUUUUUAAAAGUAAACAAAUUUACUUUGAUCCGGUUACAACAAUAGCCCAAAUUUUAUUUUAUUUUAUUAAUAAUAAUAUUUGUGAUUUUAAAGAUAUAAAUGAAAACAAUAUCCCAAAAAUUAUUAAAAAAAUCAAUCAUUAUAAAAAAUUUUAUAUUAUUACAGAUUGCUUCGCGGAUGGUACACCCAAAAACUUCUUUUGUAUGAAUAAUGAAGAGUUAUCAGAUAUAAAGAGCUUUGACCACGAUUUUGUAGCGGAAUACAAAAUACUAUCAACAAAUUAUAAUCAUCUAAAAGAUGGUUUUUUAAUUAAAAAUUUUAGUGGUUAUUUCGAAAUUCCAACUCCACCAUUGAAAAUUGAAGGAAAUGAAGAUCCGGAGUUUUCAAAUAUUAGCAUUAUUAAAAAAAAAGAACCGGAAUGUUCAAAUUAUAAUGAAAUAAAAACUCAAAUUUUGGAAAAUAUUGACAAAAGAUUUCAAAAAAAAAACAAAAAAAAUAAUAAUAUGAAUUGA
Messenger RNA from Dictyostelium purpureum, 651 nucleotides. RefSeq lists its product as uncharacterized. Lineage: Eukaryota; Evosea; Eumycetozoa; Dictyosteliales; Dictyosteliaceae. The coding region runs from base 1 to 651 and encodes 216 amino acids. The transcript has 2 exons. The record is from RefSeq and is a predicted model, not a curated record.